Plectropomus leopardus (leopard coralgrouper) is the source of this 3476-nucleotide messenger RNA. RefSeq names its product guanylate cyclase 2Ca (gene gucy2ca). Gene Ontology annotation, biological process: receptor guanylyl cyclase signaling pathway; protein phosphorylation; intracellular signal transduction. The record is from RefSeq and is a predicted model, not a curated record. Gene Ontology annotation, cellular component: plasma membrane. Lineage: Eukaryota; Metazoa; Chordata; Actinopteri; Perciformes; Serranidae. Gene Ontology annotation, molecular function: adenylate cyclase activity; guanylate cyclase activity; protein kinase activity.
AUGUACAGAUUGCACAGUUUACUUUACCUGGGAGUGCUGAUAAUGGCGGUGGUGGCCAACAAGAUGCUGGAAGACUGUUUGAGAUCAAACAGCGAAUACAACAUGAAUGUGGUGCUGCUGGAAGACAACACUUAUGAGUGGAGUAUGCCGUAUGUGCGGAAUUUAGUGGAACAAGCCAUUGCGAAGGACAAGGAGGAGAACGAAAGGCAUGAUAUUCAUAACUUCACGUUGAAGGCUACCUACAAUGGGUUCAACACCACCAUGUACUACCGGCAGGGCUGUGGGAGCAGCACCUGUGAGGGAGUGGCAAUACUCAAGGAGCUGCAUACUGGUGGUGAUAUUGGAUGCGUCAUGCUUGGGCCUUCCUGCACUUAUGCCACCUUCCAGUUAGUGGACGAUGAAAUUGGCCUGAGCCUGAGCAUUCCUGUCAUCUCUGCUGGGAGCUUCGGCCUCUCUUGUGACUAUAAGCCAAAACUGACCCGAAUGCUGCCUCCUGGACGCAAGAUCGCAGACUUCCUCGUGAACUUUAUGAAUGAAACCUUGCCAUUUAAGACUGAAAUUUGGGAGCAGGUCUAUGUCUACAAGAGGUCCGGCAACGAACCCGAGGACUGCUUCUGGUACAUCAAUGCACUGGAGGCACCCUCUGCUGAUUUUGCCACACUUACAAGCAGAAAGAUGCUGCGAGGAGAAGACGAGUUGGAGGAUGCGCUCAAAGCUAAGAAAAGAUACAGCAACAUUUUCAUCUUAUGUGGGAGCCCUAAAGAUGUCAUCGCAAUAAAGGAGAAAGCGGGACAGAUCCACGAGGACAUCAUGUUCAUUCUCCUUGAUAUUUACAACCCAGAGUAUUAUAUCAACACAACCUCUGUUAAGGGUAUGGAGAAUGUAGUGGUGGUCACUUUGCCACCGAGGAACUACACUAAUGGAGCACACACAGCAUACAACGACACGAUCAACGACUAUGUGGCUGGGUACCAUGAUGGGGCUCUGCUGUUUGGCAAAGUGCUCAGAGAGACGAUCCUCAAUCAGCGACGUAACAGGGGAUCCUACGAUGUGCCUCUGAGUUACAACCCUUUUGGAAACGUCUCCUUUGAUGGUCUGGGAGGACACUAUGUGCUUGAUGAGUACGGUGACAGAGAUGUAAACUUCUCUUUAAUUUACACGUCGACUGUCACUGGGAAGUACGAAACCCUGUCAGUGUUUGAUACUUCAAGAAAUACAACCAUAUCGAUGACUGCGGACCCUGCCCUGCUCUGGAAUGGUCACCUGCCUAACGACGUGCCUACUGUGCCGUCAGAUGGUUUAAAUAUGCAGGAUGUGAUUGUGAUUGUUCUGAGUCUCAGUGUCGUCGUGGUGACAGUCAUCGCUCUCAUCUUCUACAGGCAGAACAGGAAGGAGCGUCUCAUGCAGAAGAGGUGGUCUCACAUCCACCCGCAUCUGAUUGCUCCGCUGGAUGAGAAGGAGGUCUCUUUGAAGAUUGAUGAAGAUAAGAGGAAGGACAGCACCUUCUUCAGUCACAGAGGCCGCUAUGACAAAAAGCCUGUAAUCUUAAAAGAGCUGAAGCACACAGACGGAGACUUCACUGAGGACCAGAGGAUUGAGCUCAACACUCUGCUACGUAUAGAUUACUACAAUCUGACCAAGUUCUACGGCACGGUGAAGUUUGAGUACGGUGUUUUUGGGGUGUUCGAGCUCUGUCAGAGGGGCUCCCUCAGGUACAUUCUGAAUGACCGGAUCUCUUACCCUGAUGAAACCUUCAUGGACAUGGAGUUUAAGAUAUCAGUCAUGUAUGACAUAGCAAAGGGCAUGUCAUAUCUCCACUCCAGUAACAUUGAGGUCCACGGUCGCCUUAAGUCCACUAACUGUGUGGUUGACAACCGCAUGGUGGUCAAGAUCACUGACUUUGGCUGUCACACCAUCCUGAGCCCAGGCAGAGACGUGUGGACCGCUCCAGAGCAUCUUCGGAAAGACGGGGUGUCUCAAAAAGGCGAUGUCUACAGCUACGCCAUCAUUGCUCAUGAGAUUGUAAUGAGGUGGACUCCAUUCUUCACACAGUACUGCUCUGAUCCUGCAGAGAAGCUCCACAGAGUGCAGUAUCCCAGUGGGACGAGCUACUUCAGACCAGACCUUAACUUUGACGGUGCAUCUGAGAGGGACAUCGAGCUGUUCAUGCUGAUAAAAACCUGCUGGGAGGAAGACCCAGAACGAAGGCCAGAUUUUAAGAAAAUAGAGAUGACUCUGGGUAAGAUUUUCAGUAACCUGCACAACCAAGCCAGUGAGACGUACAUGGACAACCUGAUCCGUCGCCUGCAGAUGUACUCCAGGACUCUGGAGCAUCUGGUGGAGGAGAGGACGUAUUUGUACAAAGCUGAGAGGGACAGAGCCGAUCGGCUCAACUUUAUGCUACUUCCUCGGCCAGUGGUGCUUUCACUGAAGGAAACGGGGAAAGUGAAACCAGAGCUGUUUGAGGAGGUAACCGUCUAUUUCAGUGACAUCGUAGGAUUCACCACCCUCUGCCACUACAGCACCCCCAUGGAGGUGGUCGACAUGCUCAACGACAUCUACAAGAACUUUGACAGCAUCCUUGACCACCAUGAUGUCUACAAGGUUGAGACAAUAGGAGAUGCAUACAUGGUUGCAUCAGGUUUACCCAAACGUAACGGCGACCGGCAUGCAGUGGACAUCGCCAACAUGGCUCUGGACAUCCUGUCAUUUGUAGGGACUUUUGAGCUGCAGCACCUGCCGGGUAUCCCUCUGUGGAUCCGUAUUGGUGUGCAUUCAGGACCUUGUGCAGCAGGAGUGGUGGGGAACAAGAUGCCACGCUACUGUCUUUUUGGAGAUACGGUCAACACUGCUUCACGCAUGGAGUCCACAGGCCUUCCUCUGAGAAUUCACGCCAGCCGGUCCACCAUCAACAUCCUGCUGAGGACAGACCGCAAGUUUGAAUAUGAAAAAAGAGGAGAGACGUACCUCAAGGGUAAAGGCAAAGAGAUGACAUACUGGUUAACAGGAGUGACUGGGGGAAAAUACAACCUGCCAACACCACCAACAGCAGAGAACUUCCAGCGGCUCCAGCAGGACCUGGCAGAGAUGAUUGUGUCGAGUCUGGAGAAGCGUGGAGUCGAGAGCGAGUGCUUCAAAAAGAGGAAGACCCUGUCCACCAAAGUCCGUCGGAGGGAGACCAACAGCAGCUUGCAGGGGGAGAGUUCGCCAGACUACUUCCACCUGGCUGUCACUGACAACCCCGGUACCUAUCUCUGAAGAGGAGCUCUCCUUACAAGAAGUAGACAUUGCAGAGGUGUACAGCCUGAACCUGCCUGAAUCAGCAGCGCUGGGUUUCUUUGAGUGACAGUCGAGCAGCGGUGGAACUACCAGGCGUGCUAAAAGUGAGACCCUUCACCCCUCAACACCCAUCUGCCUGCCACACAAAAUGAACUGUUUAUCAGUCUUUUCUUCUUUUUUUUGUAAAAAGGAAUACU